CUGCCUCAGCUGGACCGGGCCUUGUACCUGCGGCCGCUACUCAGGCAGGACAGUACAGGCUUGAUGUCAGUGCUCCUGAGGAGGCUCCUGUGUGCUCACUGUCCCACGAAGCGGGAAGCUCAGCAAACAGCACCUCUCCAGCUGGCAGAUUGGUUGGCGACACGUUGUGGGCAGAAGAGUCCUGCCUUCCGGUCAUGGAGCACCGCGUGAGAGUCAAGUCUUGGGUAGAAGAGAAUCGGGCCUCUUUCCAGCCCCCGGUUUGCAACAAGCUUAUGCAUCAGGAGCAGCUCAAAAUCAUGUUCGUCGGAGGCCCCAAUACCAGGAAGGACUAUCACAUUGAGGAGGGUGAGGAGGUGUUCUACCAGCUGGAGGGAGACAUGGUUCUCCGUGUCCUGGAGCAAGGAAAACACCGGGAUGUGGUCAUACGACAGGGAGAGAUAUUCCUCCUGCCUGCCAGGGUUCCCCACUCCCCCCAGAGGUUUGCCAACACCAUGGGACUGGUGAUUGAGAGAAGGCGGCUGGAAACAGAGCUCGAUGGGCUAAGGUACUAUGUCGGGGACACUGUGGAUGUCCUCUUUGAGAAAUGGUUCUACUGCAAGGACCUUGGAACGCAGCUGGCCCCCAUCAUCCAAGAGUUCUUCCGCUCUGAGCAGUACCGAACAGGAAAGCCCAACCCUGACCAGCUGCUCAAGGAGCCGCCAUUCCCGCUGAGUCCACGGUCCAUCAUGGAGCCCAUGUCACUGAAGGCCUGGCUAGCUGCUCACUCCAGGGAGCUUCGGGCAGGCACAUCCCUCAGCCUAUUUGGGGACACCUAUGAGACGCAGGUCAUCGCCCACGGACAAGGUAGCAGCAAAGGCCCGAAACAGGAUGUGGACGUGUGGCUGUGGCAGCUGGAGGGCUCCUCUAAGGUGACGAUGGGAGGACAGUGUGUGAGCCUGGACCCAGAUGACAGCCUGCUGGUGCCUGCUGGGACUUCGUACAUGUGGGACCGAGCACAGGGGUGUGUGGCCCUGUCUGUGACACAGGACCCUGCCUGUAAGAGGCCACUGGGCUGACCCUCGUGGGUGGGUGCCCUUUCCAGACAAGCCCUUUCUGCCUCACCGCAUCGCAUGGACCUCAUCACGCAUCUCAACAGGCCCCUUGCUUGGUGGUGGGUUCUCGCUGUCACCGACCCUCCUGCCAUCGUCAGCACAGGACGCCAGACUCCUAGGGUACCAGUAGCUCCCCUCCCUUCUAACAGCCAGAGGCCUACACUGUUCAGCCAGGUGCACAUGUCCCGGGGGCCCAGCAGCGUGACGCUAAGACACCUCUCAAUAAAGGCAUCCUGCUGAUCGAGUGCAA
Meriones unguiculatus (Mongolian gerbil) is the source of this 1341-nucleotide messenger RNA. It is a transcript of the gene Haao, whose product is annotated as 3-hydroxyanthranilate 3,4-dioxygenase. The record is from RefSeq and is a predicted model, not a curated record. Bases 195 to 1055 code for a protein of 286 amino acids. The transcript has 11 exons. Gene Ontology annotation, biological process: quinolinate metabolic process; 'de novo' NAD+ biosynthetic process from L-tryptophan. NCBI's taxonomy places the organism in Eukaryota, Metazoa, Chordata, Mammalia, Rodentia, Muridae. Gene Ontology annotation, molecular function: 3-hydroxyanthranilate 3,4-dioxygenase activity; iron ion binding. Gene Ontology annotation, cellular component: cytoplasm.